AUGGUCUUGCAAGAUUUAGGGCGACGGAUUCACUCCGCCGUCAAUGACCUGGCUAGGUCCGAAAACCUCGAUGAGAAGGCAUUCGAUGACAUGCUGAAGGAGAUAUGCGCAGCUCUUCUGUCUGCCGACGUUAACGUUAAGCUCGUCCAAGGGCUCCGCAAAUCGAUCAAAAAGUCCGUGGACUUCGCCUCUCUCCCCGCCGCUGUCAACAAGAAGCGUCUGAUUCAGAAGACCGUUUUCGAUGAGCUGGUCAAACUGGUUGACCCUCACUCCGACUCCUUCCGCCCUAAGAAGGGCCGCUCAAAUGUUAUUAUGUUCGUUGGUUUGCAGGGUGCGGGUAAAACCACCACCUGUACAAAGCUCGCUCGUCACUACCAGAUGCGUGGCUUCAAGACGGCGCUCGUCUGCGCGGAUACCUUCCGUGCUGGUGCCUUUGAUCAGCUGAAGCAGAACGCAACCAAGGCAAAGAUUCCAUACUACGGAAGUCUGACUCAAACGGAUCCCGCUGUUGUGGCUGCUGAGGGUGUGGCCAAGUUCAAGAAAGAGCGCUUUGAUAUCAUUAUCGUCGAUACCAGUGGUCGUCACCGACAAGAGGAGGAACUGUUCAACGAAAUGAUUCAAAUUCAGGACGCUGUCACUCCGAAUCAGACUAUUAUGGUUUUGGACAGCACUAUUGGUCAGGCUGCUGAGGCUCAAUCAUCUGCGUUCAAGGCAUCUGCGAACUUCGGUGCUAUUAUCAUCACUAAGACUGACGGCCAUGCGGCAGGUGGUGGUGCCAUCUCUGCUGUCGCGGCUACACAUACACCUAUUAUUUUCUUGGGAACUGGUGAACAUAUGAUGGAUCUUGAGCGUUUCGAGCCUCGCUCAUUCAUCAACAAGUUGCUAGGUUUGGGCGACAUGGCUGGACUUCUCGACCAUGUGCAGGCUAUCACCAGCGACUCGUCUAAGGAAACAUAUAAGCACAUUGCGGAGGGUAUCUAUACUGUUCGUGAUUUCCGCGAGAACAUCACAUCCAUUAUGAAGAUGGGUCCUCUAUCCAAGCUUGGCGGCAUGAUUCCAGGCCUGUCCAACCUGACUCAAGGUCUGGACGAUGAAGAUGGGUCAAUGAAGCUCCGUCGCAUGGUUUACAUUUUUGACAGUAUGACCGUUGCCGAACUAGACAGUGACGGCAAAGUCUUCACCGAAAAGCCCAGCCGUAUGGUUCGCAUUGCUCGCGGAAGUGGCACGACUGUCCAUGAGGUUGAGGAUCUUCUCUCGCAACACCGCAUGAUGGCUGGUAUGGCCAAGCGUGUGGGUGGUCAGAAGAAACAGAUGCAGCAAGCGCAGAAAAUGAUGAAAGGUGGAAACAAGGAGCAACAAAUGGCCGCUAUGCAAAAGCGCAUGCAGGCUAUGGGUGGUGCCGGUGGCAUGCCUGGUAUGGGUGGAAUGGGCGGAAUGCCUGACAUUGGCAAGAUGAUGCAGAUGAUGGGCGGUGGAGCUGGUGGAGCUGGUGGUAUGCCAAAUAUGGGAGGCAUGGAUUUGCAAAGUAUGAUGAGCCAAAUGAGUGGUUUGAUGGGUGGAAUGGGUGGUAGUGGUGGUGGUGGUGGUGGUGGUGGACGUGGCAGAGGACGGUAG
This is a messenger RNA of Penicillium angulare, 1614 nucleotides long. Its product is annotated as RNA-binding signal recognition particle subunit SRP54. Lineage: Eukaryota; Fungi; Ascomycota; Eurotiomycetes; Eurotiales; Aspergillaceae. Bases 1 to 1614 code for a protein of 537 amino acids. Gene Ontology annotation, biological process: SRP-dependent cotranslational protein targeting to membrane; SRP-dependent cotranslational protein targeting to membrane, translocation. The record is from RefSeq and is a predicted model, not a curated record. Gene Ontology annotation, cellular component: signal recognition particle, endoplasmic reticulum targeting; cytosol. The transcript is spliced from 2 exons. Gene Ontology annotation, molecular function: GTPase activity; GTP binding; ATP hydrolysis activity.